Dioscorea cayenensis subsp. rotundata (Guinea yam) is the source of this 1855-nucleotide messenger RNA. RefSeq names its product oxysterol-binding protein-related protein 1C-like. The record is from RefSeq and is a predicted model, not a curated record. Gene Ontology annotation, cellular component: membrane; intracellular membrane-bounded organelle; cytosol. Gene Ontology annotation, molecular function: sterol binding. The transcript is spliced from 9 exons. NCBI's taxonomy places the organism in Eukaryota, Viridiplantae, Streptophyta, Magnoliopsida, Dioscoreales, Dioscoreaceae. The coding region runs from base 481 to 1602 and encodes 373 amino acids.
GUUUGCUGCGUUACAGAACCAGCUCGUGGCUCUCAAGCAGAAGCAGUCGCUUCUCGUGGAUACCCUCCGUCAACUAGAGAAAAGGUUGAUUUGGAGAAUACCCUGGUUGAUGAGAGCCAAAAACAGGCAAAAGAUGAUGAAUCUGCUUCUAGAUCACGGCAAGAGAAAUCUAGUGAAGCAAGUGGAAGUGGAAGUGAAUCUGAUGAAGACAACGAAAGACACGAUGCUGCUGAGGAAGAAACAGAUGAGGAAGAAAAUGCAUUUUUUGAUACACGAGAUUUUCUCUCAUCAAGUUCUUUUAAAAGCAGUGGAUCUGAUUUUCUUCGAUCUGAAAUUGAUUCGGAUGAUGAUGAGCUCUAUGCUGGUUCAUUCGACGGCACUGACUCGGUGAAGCAUGUUGGAUCUAACUACCCCUAUGUUAGGAGGCGUAAAAAGUUGCCUGACCCUGUUGAGAAAGAGAAAGGAGUCAGCCUUUGGUCAAUGAUCAAAGAUAACAUUGGGAAAGACCUUACCAAAGUCUGUCUUCCUGUGUACUUUAAUGAACCACUUUCAUCAUUACAGAAGUGUUUUGAAGACCUUGAGUACUCUUACCUCAUAGACCAAGCAUAUGAAUGGGGUGGAAAGGGGAACAGUAUCAUGCGAAUGUUAAAUGUUGCUGCAUUUGCUAUUUCUGGAUAUGCUUCGACCGAGGGCAGACAUUGUAAACCUUUUAACCCCCUUCUUGGGGAGACUUAUGAAGCUGAUUACCCAGACAGAGGGCUGCGGUUUUUCUCAGAAAAGGUCAGUCAUCACCCUAUGAUUGUUGCAUGCCAUUGCGACGGUAAUGGAUGGAAGUUCUGGGGAGAUAGUAACUUGAAAAGCAAGUUUUGGGGUCGUUCAAUCCAGCUUGAUCCUGUUGGUGUUCUAACACUUAAAUUUGAUGAUGGUGAAACUUUUCAGUGGAGCAAGGUAACAACAUCCAUUUACAACCUUAUACUUGGCAAACUUUACUGUGAUCACUAUGGUACGAUGCGUAUCCAAGGAAAUGGCGAGUAUUCAUGCAAGAUAAAGUUUAAGGAGCAAUCAAUAAUAGACCGGAAUCCUCACCAGGUGCAAGGUGUUGUUCAAGAUAGGAAUGGGAAAACAGUGGCCACAAUCUUUGGUAAGUGGGACGAGAGCGUGCAUUACGUGUAUGGAGACUUUUCUGGCAAAGGAAAAGGAUCUGAACCAUUUUCGGAAGCCCGGUUAUUGUGGAAGCGUGCAAAGCCUUCGAGAUUUCCCACUCGCUACAACCUUACAAGAUUUGCAAUCACAAUGAAUGAGCUCACUCCAGGAUUAAAGGAAAAACUACCUCCAACUGAUUCAAGGCUAAGGCCUGACCAAAGAUGCUUGGAGAACGGCGAGUACGAGAUGGCCAAUGCCGAGAAGUUGAGACUCGAACAGAGACAACGGCAGGCGCGAAAAAUGCAGGAAAGGGGUUGGAAACCAAGGUGGUUUGCGAAAGAUAAAGACAGUGACACAUAUCAUUACAUCGGCGGUUAUUGGGAGGCCAGAGAACAAGGAAACUGGGAAGGUUGUCCUGAUAUAUUUGGUCAGGUCCCUACCGAUCAAACGAUCGACUGACUCGAAAUCACUGCAAAGCUUCUGAUGAAAUCUUCAAUUCAACCGUGCUUGCUAAUGCUCUUCUUCGCUAUAACUAUCUCUCAUAGUUCAUUAAUCUUUUUUAGUUUCAGGUCUGAUGCUCGCCAUUUUCGAGCAGUUCAGAUGUGCCGCAUGGCUUGUAAACAAAAAACUUGGUUUUUUUUUUUCUUUAAAAGAAAAUAUGGACAAGUUAUGAUCUCUCUGAUUAAGGGAAUGAAAUUUCUUCAUGUUUUUU